AGCAGCCCUGCUUUGAGACAUGUUGGACAGUGUCUCAACGACUACGCCAAAGUGCUUUCCUACGGGUCACUGCUGGCUACAUGCAGACAAUCGAAGACCACCAUUCUUUGUCUGAAAGAGGCUGCAGCCGACUGCACAGGGGAACAAAAGGAUGGGUUCUCUCUGCUCACGUCAGUCAUCGAGCAGGCCAUGGUGUCGGCAUGUCAACCUGACACCUGCAGUCUUGGCGUGGCAGAGCAGUGUGUGAUUGAGGCAGUGUACGCAGUGCGCAAUCCACUGUAUAGGGAGGGAGGGUCUACACUUACGUGUGGAAUGAUCCAAUCAGGUGUGAGCUGCGCUAUGCGUUCCUCUGCCGGCUGCAGCGUUUGGUUUGCGGAGGAGAGAAAAAGUUCUAUAAAUAACACAGAUCAGAUAACUACCAGUAGGGAUAGAGGUGAAAUGGCGGCCACAAAUUCUGAUGGCAGUGAAGGACUCCUGAAAGAAUAUCUCAUGUUUAUUAAAGACAUGAAAGCCCAGUGGAGUGUUGAGGCAGAUCAUGGUGACAGAGAGAUGGGUGACAAGGAUGAUAAGGACUCUCGAUCAUGGAAAGACAUGGCUUUUGAAGAUAAAAGUGCUUCAGAAGAACAGAAAAUGAAAGCCAGAGAAGUGGAAAAAGACAAGGAACAACAACAGCUUGCACUUCAUCUUGAAACUAUUAGGGGUCGGGUUAAAAUUCUUAUCAGGAAAUUGAAUGAGAGGGAUGGAGUGGUGACAAAGAAUAGAAACAACAUGACUAAUGCUGUGGCUACUGACUUUACUGAAACUCUUGAAGAGUUAGAAGGCAAUGUGGAGCACCUGAAAGCAAAGGUGGCUCAAGCACUGACAGGUUCUGAUGUCCAUGUGAAUAUUAAGAAACUCAAAUACCUACGGGAAAGGUUGACAGUGUUCAUGAAUGUUUCUGACGCAAGCUGGAACAUGAGUGUCUCUCAGGACAUGAAAGAUAGAUUUGAAAAUGCUCGACUGUACAUCCAAAGUGAGUUCCAAGCACAGAUGGAGAAUCUUCAUGGAAGGUUAGACUAUGUCACAAGUACCCUGCACUUCCUGAAUGCGUCACUAGGCAACUUCUGCGAUGGUCGUCAAGACUCCUUCACCCUAGCAACCAAUGUGCUAGAUUAUGACCUUAUCACAAUCAUUGGCACCCUUGUGACCAGUCCUUACAUAGAGAAAGCUGAUGUUUGCAGGUUUUUGUCAACAAUAGAUGAGGGCGAUUUCGAAGUGCUUGCUGAGGCCAAGAGUACAUUAUCUUACAUCCACAUGAUUGUUGGCGAUUUAUGCGUGGCCAAAGAACCAGUUAUGAAUGCCACGAAGCUCGAUUGUAUUCCUGCAGCUGAGUACAAAACCAUGUGCAACCAGACGCAAGCGGUUAAAUGUGUUGACCUUCGUGAACUGGUCAAUACAGCCAUGAAAGCCGAGUCUACAGAGGACUUCACAGAUUUGUGCAGGCUAGCCAAGGAAGGUAUGGACUGCUUCUUCAAAAACACAGAUGCCUGUGACACGACUGUGCCUCUUGAAAUUGAGACGACACGUAUAAAAGAUGCCAUCAACAAGUUUGCGGCGGCACACUGCGACCUUUCCCCACCAAAUAUUUGCCAGGUGGCACCAACAUGCGAUAUGGAGAAAGCUCUUGACUUGUGUUUCGUUACGAUUGAUGGGUUCAACUUGAUGGAUAUAUGCAAAUAUGUGGAUGGAAGAGUAAUUCCAUGUUUAAAAAAUCAAACCAGCGCUUGCAAUUAUUCCAUGCAAACGGUUGUGGCUCAGCAGGCAUACAAAAGGUUUCUUGUGGAGAAGAAAGCAGAAAAGUGUGGAGGCAAUUUCAGCCUGUGGCGUGAAGAUGCCACACUUCCUGUGGCUAACUGUACCUACCAGUACUUCCGGGCUCUUGUGACACAACUGGGUGUUCAACCAAACUGGACCUCGGCUGUGUGUGGAGCCAUGAUUCAGUACAGCACGUGUGAAAACAACAGUAGCUUCCCCUUGAUUGAGAACAUUGUGACGGCCCAGCAUAUUGGUUUUUACGAGAACUUUUGGAUGGAAAAUUGCAUGCAUGUAUCAGUCAAUGGCUCGGGCAAAGUUGGAGACAGAGUUUCUCUAACUGGCUGCCCUGUUGAUACAUUUAUGGAGAGGUUGACUCUCUACAUCAGCAAGCUUAGCUUUGGGGCAUCCAGUUGGUCAGCUGAGAAAUACCGUCUAGCGUGCAGCAAUCAAACCUUCAUAGAACAGGAGACUAAGUUAAAAAGUCUUCUAUCUGGAGCAACGUCUACGUGUUCCCAGAGUGCCAGAAACAUGCUUAUGGAAGGGAUUACCUACCUUGGAAUGGUGAGAAAGGAGUACUGUCCCCUGCCUGAAUGGUCUCCAAGCAACAGCUGUGCACUGGCGGAGGUGCGGAAGUGUGCGUGGAAAGUUGGCAAAUACAUUGCUCUGGCUACACCCUACAGUGAUGCAUGCGAGUAUGUGGAAGCAUUUACUGGCUGUGUGGAAAAGUUCUCAGUCGGUUGUGCAGCAAAUGAAUCAGAAGCCAUUUUGAAGGAAGUGCAACACGUGCAAGGGAUUGUGGGUAAUCUUCAGUGUCAGCGGCCAUCUUGGUGUGCUGAGGGUGGUUUAAAUGCAACCAAUCGUACAGCUGGUGUAACCAAUGACAGAAGUUCAUGGCCAUUUUGCACAGAGUCUGUCGCUAUGGAGAUGAGCAACGCAACCAAUCAGACAUGGGCAGCGUGCAGUCGAUAUUUAACAAAUAGCAGCUCUGACGUUUGCACAAAUACGAAGCAGUUUGUUGUCUGUCUGAGGGAAACCAGAAACUCUGGAGAUGUAGUAUCAGCUGUGAAAGGGAAGAUUGAAACCCUUGCUAAGGUCAUUGAACAUUUUGUCAAGGACUACUGUCCAGAAAUGAACGAGACCACACCAGUGGAUGGAACCUGUCCACUUUAUGGUACACUGAUGGAGAAAUUGUCAGCCCUUUUGCAGAAGGUUGCCAUGGCUACAUUCCACCCAUUUUCUGACAGAAUGGAGCAGUGUUCUAACAUUCACACUACUCUGUCAGAAAUAUCACAGCCACUUCCAGAACCUUGUAACGGGACACUGGCACAGGAAAUUGUAGGGGCUAAGGCGUUUGUUAAAGGACUUUUUGACACUCUUGGAUUCUGUGGAAAAGAGAGCAUGGUUCGCCGAUGUGAGCCUACCACGGCCAUUGGGUGUGUACAGACGUUAGGUUCAGCGGUUGUUCAGUACCGCAAGACGGGAUUCAAACAGGCAAUGUGCUCGAAACACUUGCUAACUGAGCUGUGUGUAAGCCACAACCUUGCUGGAUGCAUGGGUGACGUCAAGAGGUCCGUGGAGAGUACCUACUCAAGGGUCAGCCGUGUGAUUGAGCAAUUAUGUGCCCCGCCCACUAAGCCUGAACCCAGCUUGCAAUGUUCUGCUGUUAUGCCUGAAGAGAGAACUGAAGAGAGAACAGAAAUGAGAAAUGCAAACACCGACUCAACCUGCAACCUGCUGAAGGCUGACAUGUGCCUGUAUCAGCUCUAUGCAGACUUGAACUGUGACAAACCCACCUGGGGAUCCAUCUGCCGGUCUCUGCCAUACGUAUCAGCCUGCGUCCAUCGUCACAUUCACAACUGCUCAGAAGAUGAGAAGAAAACGGUAAUGACGAUUGGUCAGAAAUUAAUGGCACGAGUGGGCGAUAGAUGUCCGCAGGUGUCAUGUGAUGUCUGCCGGGCAGAACGAUGUCUUCAGAGACUUGAUGGUUUAGAGAAAAAUGACAGUUACUGCAGAAUUGCAAAAGAAGUUUCACAAUGUGUCAAGCAGUCAACAAUGACUUGUGGAAUGGAACAUGCACAUCAUAUUUGGGCAAGGGCUCAAGUUGUUUCCAAGAAUGUUGACGUCUUCUGCGAGAAUAGAAUACACACUUGUUUUGCUGAAUUCAGAGAUGCAGCCUGGUCCUUGCUGCUGUACAAUGGCUCCACAAUUGCACCUGCAGACUUAUCUGCAAACAUCACUACACCAGAUACCAAUCAUAGAGCAAUCACAAACUGUACUGAUUUCACGUACGUUGAUGAACCUUGGUACGGAGGUGAAUUGGUGAGCGUUCUGAAACAGAUCUCUUCCGCUGAAAACGGUGAAAUUGAGGAUGAUACUCACGAUGAUGAUGGUGUUGCAAGGUCUGAUGCUACUGCUGGCAACGCAAGUUUACCACAGAGGAAUGCGAGGGUUUGCAAAAGGCCCCGUACCUCGCCAUUGCACGUCAAUCUGAAGGGCCUGUGUGAUAAGCUGUACAGGGCAUGGGACUGCCUGGCCUCACACCAGACGACCAUCAGUGAGGAGGUAGGACCCACUGUCAGGUCCACGUUGAGCGCCAUCCUGCAGGCGGUCAGCAGCAAGUGCAGAGUGACCCCCCUGCAGUGUCACCAGUGCACCAAGGCCGGUUCCCACCUGGAAUGUGAUGCCCAGCCUGUAGAGACAUGCUCUGCAGACAAACAGAUGUGCCAAACAAUUGAAAAGAAAGGGAAAGAAGGCUACAUCUCAAAGAUGUGUGUGAGUCCAGAUAUGUGUACGGAUCGCUGUACGACUGACAAAUGUGAGGCCUGUUGUGUGGGUCAGCUAUGUAACCGUGGAAAUGAUGAAAACAACAACGGCACAGCAGAGGACCAGCCUUCGUGCACAAUAUUCAAGCAGACCCAGUGUGCAUUCAACUUGGUCACCGGUCUUCAUAAAAGCAAGAGAAUGGUCUGCAGGCUAUUGUUCGAAGCAGUAGAUUGCAUGACCAAGACGUCAACAGACUGCUCUCCAGACGAGACCCUCGAAAUCAUCCAUACGUACGCCAAGAAGCUGGGAUACAGUCGAGCCUGGAGGCGUUGCCUGGCUAAGGAACGCGACUGCCAGUGUGGAGCAUACAACCUGUUUGGUCUGCUAGCCACCGUGAACCCCUACACCCCUGAUGAGACCCUUUGCAGUCAUUUUGAAAAGUCUUUUAUGGUUGCCAAGAAGAUGACCGCUGGUCAGUGCACUAAGGACGAUGUGACCUACACGAGGACAGGACUGACCAUUGUCCACUCACAGCUUGCAAACUAUUGUGAAAGCAUGAAGCCAAAAGUUGAGCCAGGUGAGCUUGUUUGCCCACCCCUCCCAAGUAACGCAACGUGCGAGACUGAGUGUUCGAAAGACAAACCAUGUUCAGAUCCAGAACUCACGUGCUGCGAGUAUCCAGGCUGUUUCUUGUGUCAACGACGCGUCUCUGCGAGAAACAGUACAAGCAACACAAUGAAAGAUCCUGAUGUCAAACCUGUCGUCAAACCGGGUUACUGUCCACCAGUGGGUGAAACAGGCAUCUGUAUGAUAGAGUGUGACCCGUCCCUCCCUGAUGCAGACUCUUCAUGCGGAGGUACAAAGAAGUGCUGUCCAGUGGCAUGUGGGGGUGGCCAAUGCUUCGAACCUCUGCUGCAGAAACCUCCUCCCAUUGUGAAAUGCCCUGAGGAUGUAACUGCAGCCUGCUCAGCGGACCCCUGUGGUAAAGCCACAUGCUUAAACCAUCCCAAUGCCACCUGCAAGUCAAUCAACUGUCGUGCCUGUGUUGCACAUUUCUACGUGGAUGGGGUGGAUGUGACAUCAACAUGCUCUCAACAAGGACCAGAAGUGUGUUCCUUGGAGUUUGACUCUGGACCUUGUUCUGGUGCGAAUACAACUGUGUGGACUUACAACAAUAUAACAGGCCGAUGUGAGGAGGCCAUGUAUUUCGGAUGUGAAGGGAACAAGAACCGGUUUAACAUUCAACAGCAAUGCUGGAGUGCUUGCUUUGCAAGAUCUCCGGCCUUCACAGUUUGUAAAAAUGUUUCCAUGGAGAUCAAGUCUCGAGUUCCUAACAUGCAAGUGAUCAUAAAGCUUCUCGACCAGGAACAAAAAUGCAGCUUCAUCAGCUCAACUCUUGAGUAUGCCCUUCAUAAGUGUCCAGUUGAAUCAGAACGGGAAAACAUCACGAUGGAGGUUCUGAAAAUGCUUGCGUUUAAUUUGUCAGUGUGUGAGGCAGCAGACGACACCAGCAAUACAAAGGCUGAUAUGAUUUGUUUGUCAAACUCAGAUGUGAGGACAAAAUGCAAGUCAGUCGUGAAAACUUGCAAUGACUUGCUGUCCAGGAGGGACUGUAUGAGAAAUGUAACCAAGGGCUGCAACUCUGUUCAGCUUAUCCCUCUUCAAAAUGACCUUAGCUCAACCUUAACUGACUUUACCAAGACGAAUGUUACUAACCUAGGUAACACCACAGUUACCUGCAACGUUAGCGUCACAGAUCUUUAUCUUGGAAACCAGGGCAACUCUGUUGGCCCAGUUUUGACUUGCUUGAAUAAUUUCAUUGAUGGAUUCUCCUUAGCUGCGUUAGAGAGUUACCUGCUCACUGGCGCUGGGGUGGAUAUUUGUACGUCUGCUGCAGCUUUUAGAAGCUGCGUUUUUAAAACAGAACACCUGCAGAUGAAGAGUCUUAUUGCUAACAUUUUGGAGAUCUCGUCCCAGUUGAGCGAUAACUUCUGUGACGAUGUUGACGACAUGGAGUCAGAACCCAGCGAGGAGCCAAUCAAGUGUUAUAGCUGCAAAGGGGCACCGGACAACAACACAUGUAACACCAAUAUUGAAGUCUGUCCAUUCAAUAAACAGUCCUGCCAGACCAUCUAUGAAAUCAGGAAAGGGGUCAUGAAAGUGACCAAGGGAUGCAAAAACCCUUUUUCCAACAUAGCCAUGGACAAGGCCAAGGUGACUAAGUCCAGGGUGCUCUACAGAUGGGGCUGUACCAAGUCACUCUGCAAUGGUCCUUUACAGCCUUCUACAAUCACUACACAGCCUUCUACAAACACUACACAAGAGAAAGGGCAGUGGGUGUCUAAGGUGAUAAAGUAUUCGUCGCAGUAUGGGACCGGCUCGUGGAGUGCACAGCAAAUACUAGGUGUUUCAAAUGUGUACCCUAAAUACGGGGAUCUCGAUAAAGCAUGGGCUCCAAAAGUCAUCGACGCAAACCAGUUCUUGGAGUUCCAGUUCGCCACUCCCGUCUAUGUAACAAAAGUCGACAUCUACGAGACUUACCACGCUGGCGGUGUCAAGGCCAUUAAGUGCCUUGAUGUCUCAGGCACGUGGAUGACGCUAUGGUCGACGCCCCAAGUAUCUGUUAUUCAGUCUGCGAGGAUAUUCAGCCCAUCGUUUACGUCUACAAUUCCUUGUUUCUCGAACCACAUUCGGCUGGAUAUCGACUGCAGCGUGUCAAAAACCUGGGUAGAGAUAGAUGCUGUGAUGCUGCACGGCCCCCCAGCACUGAAAGAGUUAGAUACCUGUAACUGCAAGCCAUACCAGACGUGCGUGAACAAGACGUGUGUCUGCCCCACCACUUGCCCUGCUGUUGUCCAGCCAGUCUGUGCCAGGGACACUGCUGUUGGCGGGAAGAUAAGAGAAUUCAAUAAUCAGUGCUUGCUGAACAAAGCUAGCUGUGAAGCUAAUGGGACGAUACAAUUUCUGGUUGAGGGACCAUGCCCAGUUGCGGGUCAAGGCUGCAGACUGGCAGAGUUCUCCGCCCUUGCAAGUAGUCACUUCACCAGCCAAGUCAUCUUGGGAUUCUCAGGAGUUGAGGAUUAUCAACAAUUCUGCAAUAGUGGAAACGCAACUCUACAGAUGGCGAUGGGAUACCUUAAUGGCUGUUCAAAUAAUACGAAACUUUCGAUGUCCAAAAUCAUCACCGUAUUCAAAAUGCUUGCUGAGUACUCUUGCCCUGUUGACAUGACAACAACCAAUAUCAUGAAUACCACCGGUGUAAACGGAACAACACCUAGCUCAGUUAUUCCAAAUGGUCCGGUUUGCGACCCAUACACAGCGGCAACGCUUGUCUCAAGAUUGAGCCUUUCCUUGUCUGAGUGUGUCGUGAAUAAAACUCUUCAACUGAAAGUCUGUAGAUCUGUUCAUCUGAUUGAGAAGAGGAUAUGGGAUCUUCUCAGCCCCUGCCCAUUAUUGGUUGCUAUGCAAGUAAAACAUUCAUGGAGACAGGUGAGUGAGCUAGCCCACAGCGUCUGUGACCCAGAGGACGAGGACCUGCCAUUGGUUCCCGCAUGUCUCUCAAUGGACUACGCCAACGUGACGGGCGUCUGUCGGCCCAGCCGUGCAGUGGAGUGCCUAGGAGAACUGGAGAGAGAGGUGUUUGCGGAGACCAGUACAGAGAAUAGAUUCUGCACUUACCUGCGAUAUGCAGUGAGGUGCUUCAUAGACCACACAGCCACAUGCGACCCCUACCUGGCAGCGGCCAUGAAUCCUCUGAUGCGCUACACCCUCGCCAAGUUUGAUGGGCGCUGUGGCGGUUCUUGGUGCCCGGUGUCGGACCCCCCGGUAAUGUGUGACCUUGAGACUGCCCAUAUUUGUUACGCCCGACUGCAGAUUGGAUCCCUGGUGCCCGGAGCUGACACCUGCCGACUCGUCAUGGAAGUGACAGACUGUGUCAAGGAGUCCAUAAUGGACUGUGACACGUCACGGAAACUGCUGGGACGUGAGUUAUUGAGCCGCGUGGAAGUCCUGUCAGGCAUCGUAUGUGAGCCACGCCCACCAAUCAUUGUCCCAGAUCUUAACCUGUGCUUGACCACCUACAAGAACUUGGCCUUCAAGCUACUGAACUUUGAUUGGAACGUUACAAUUAAUAUCACUGCUAACAUAGACGUGGGAGCGAUGGGCAAGACUGCUGCUGGUGGUGCUAAAGGAACUGACCCAGAGUUAGGAACAAGAGCUAAGAGGGCAACUGACGAUGUAGAAAAGAUUUCUAAAAGGUCUGCACAAACAAAACAGACAAACAAGACCAAACAGUCAAAAAAAUCUACAAAAACGAAAAAAACUGUGAAGAAGAGUACCAAGAGUGGUGGAAUUUCAACGAGUAGAAACAGUUGGAUUCAGCCUGCGCCGGUCGUGAUCAAAGAAAGUGCCUCGAAGUUGUGUGCACAGCUUGAGGCUGCCUGGCUAUGUGUGGAACCCAGUCUGUCCAAGCUGGAGACUCGUCACAGACUGGUUGUGCUGAAAACACUCCAGGCUAUUCACAAUGCUGUUACUGAAACUUGCAAACCUAUCCAGUGUUAUUCCUGCAAGGGAAUCGCUAGCAAUGAAGUCUGCAAUUCUCAACCCACUAAUGACUGCCCUGUUUCUGGUCAACAGAUGUGCUACAGCCAGCUUACAGUUGACGGCUACUCAAAGGGAUGUGGUAACCCCACCUUCUGCGCAGCGUGCCAGGGCCUUGACGACUGCUACUGUUGUCAUGGACACAAGUGUAACCAAGGAGACGAUGCCCCUAUCUGUAAGGUGGAGGAGGCCGUUACCUGCUUUGUGGACAUGAUAACCCUGGUCGUGCAAGCCAAGGACCUGACAUAUGUUCUGAUCAAGAAUAAAAUAGAAUGUGUGAUUGAGCACACCAUGCACUGUGUAACUUCUCGCUACUACGCCCUCUACAAGAUCGCCAUUGAGAUCCGGGACAUGUUCAACCACGCCGUCUGUGUGGGGAAAUAUGGAGACCCCUCGUGUGGAACCCCCAGCAUUCUGGCUCUUGGAUAUUUCAUCCAGAAUCCUCUGAAGUACAAGCCUCCUGUGUGCAGACAAUUAGAAGUGACACGCAAGGUCAGGGACAGCUUAGAGGCAGCUGAAGUCUGCAGCGAGGCAGCUAUCACUUCAGUGAGCAUGGACUAUCAGCUGGCCAGUCAGACGCUCAGUGGUUUCUGCAUGAUCCCUGACGGGCCGGACCGCGGUGUAUGUGACAUUUCGUCUGCCUUAGCGAAUUGCACGGACAAGCAAACAUGGCUUGCUGCUGGAGACAAUCAGUGCAGUGUGACUGGGGUGAAAGCGUUCAAGGAUUGCGCGAUUAAGUACACAAAAGGCUGCCUAUCAGUGCAGCGAAGCGCCCUCUAUCUACCAGCGCUGACUCACAUUGACAGGCUGAAGCGGGAUUGUGAAAAACCUCCGCAGGAUUUGGACAAGAUAUUGUCUGAGAUAUUUGUUGGUGACUCACUGUCAUCAGUGUCAACUUUCUACGUGGAAUUCAUUCAACAAAUCAAGUUCGCCCUUGUGAACUCACUGGACUUCAAUGAGGACAUGUGCAAACUGAUCGUAAACCUGCGCGCCAACUUGACCACUGCCGCUGCGCAGGCUAGCCCCCUGACCAACCUGGUUACCAACCUGAACCUUGACUUCCUGGCCAACAGUGUGGAGGCUGUGUGCAAGGAUCCCUCUAUCACCACGGAUACAGUGAAAGAAGAAUGUGGUCAGAGCAAGAUUGACAUAGUCAUGGCAUUAGAUAGCUCAGGUAGUAUACAAGAAGAAAACUUUGAACUUGUCAGAGCAUUUGCACUCAAUGUUGUACGACUAGCAGACACUGAAAACAUUCGAAUCGGUGUCAUGCAGUUCUCAAAAGACAGUUACCACGAAUUCUACAUGAAUGAUUAUUUGGAAACUGUUAACGGCAAAGAAAUCCAGAACAAAACUAAGAUGGAGAAAACAUUGAUUGAUAUGGAGUAUAAGCUUGGAGGGACAAAUACUCAUUUAGCAAUCAAUAAGGCAAUUAGCGAGUACUUUACCACUGCAAGAGGUGCCAGAAAGGACGUGAAACGACACUUGUUGAUUGUGACGGACGGGAAAUCAAAUGAAGGGAAUUUGACCUUGCUGGCUGCAGGGAAUGCGAAGGCCAUGUAUGGUAUCCACAUAUUCGCGGUUGGAAUUGCAAUGAAUGAACCAGAUCAGAAGAAAGAGUUGCACGCCAUCGCUAGCACACCUUCUGACCAAAAUGUCCUUGAGGUGAAAGAGUUUUCACAACUUGAUGUGGUCUACAAGAAGAUAUUUGUACAUUUUUGCCGACUUGUGAUACCCAGCUAUUGUCAGUUUGAGACUCUGGUGGAGAAAACAACAGACGAUCUUAUGCUGUCCCUCACAUAUUCCUACAGCGCAGCGUCCGAGUCCGACAAGAUUUGCAGGACAAUCGAAAAGCGUUACACAGGAAUUACAAACGAGACCCUGACAUGCUCUCGUCACCAGAAGAACAGCCUCAAUGUUAUCCAGUCCAUCACAAUGGCAAGUAUGGAGCAGAAUUGCCUGACCCUAGGUAACGACCAGGGCCAAGAUUGGCCAUGUGAUAUCACCAAAGUCAUGUAUUGCCUCAGGGACGUGAAUCGUGUGCUCCGGGGAUUCCAGUUUCAGACUACGUUUAUUUGCAAGCAGCUUGAGUGGACAGUAGAUUGCCUCAAUUAUUACGUACCAGCGUGUACAAACAAGACUGAGAUUGCUCGCAACAUUUACAGCAUGAGCUCCAUGGUAGUCAACAGGUGUCCAAAAGAGCUUGCCCGACUUCAAUGUUGGGUAGACAAUAACUCCUCCACCACUGGCAACCAGACACAGGAAGUAGCUGGGCAAGGGUCAUGUGACAUUGUUACUAUGGCAACAGAAUGUGUCGGAGGGUUCAGUCUGGAAAGUAUUAACCCAUUAAAUCUGUGCGGAUCCUUUGCCACUGAGCUAAAGAAGGUUAAAGACUGUGCAAUAGAGAAAUUUGUAAAAGGAAAAUGUGCCAUAGAAUUACUCAAGCAGCUUGAAGACACUAUUGUCCAAGGUGACAAUGCCAUCAAUAGCUUCUUGAGAAACCAGGGAUGUGAGGUGGACACAGAAAUAAAGCUGCCUUCCAACUACGGAGUAGUGAGCACGAGAACAUGUGAGCUUGUGCCGGUUUGUGACAUGAACGCUGCAGAGGCAUGCGUUGCACAGCUCAUGGUGCCAGGUUCUGUAGGUUGCGGAAAUUGGCCAGUUGUCCAGGAAUGCAUACAAAAUUCUUCCCGAGGCUGCGGUGGCAUAGAGUACUACGUCAGAUUGGCCAGCAUUAGGUCACUGAUAAAUCUCCCAGACAGUUGCUUGACUGGCAUGAAUUGGACGAAGAAUGAUGAUCAGAACACUCUGAUAGUUCCAUGCAUUAAAAAUGCUGUUCAAGCCAUAGGUUCUAGUGUCCCCGGAUGUGAGGUCAUGCGUAACUUCAUAAACUGUAUUCGAGGAGAUCUUCGUCCAAUGGUUGUUCGCAAUGUGUUUCGAUCCGAAAGCAUCCUGAAUUACCUUGAUAAAUACUGUGUAGAGGUCAAAGAAGUUGCACUGGAUCCAAACUGCAAUGUGUCCGCCACUGAUGUCAAGUGUCUCCAGUCUUACGCACUAACGGCACUGCCCAUGUUCGCACAGCCUCGUUGGAGCCAGUUGAAGACCUGUCAACAGUAUGGAAUCAAACUGCCCUGCAUGUCGAACAUGACGAACGCUUGCACUGCUGGACAGAGGGCGCACAAUUACCAAGAGACAUAUCACCUGCUGGAGGCCUACGUCGCCAUCGGUGGUGCGUGUCAUGAUGAACCACUGGAGUGUGUAACCAACACGGCGCUGCAAUGUGUCCAUAGCCUCGCCAAGGCUGUGUCUGUACACAACUAUCUCAGCACCAACGCCACUACAGUGUGCUUAGAGCUGGAAGCGACCAGAAAAUGCCUAGUGAAAACCCUGACAGGUUGUGCUCUCACAAGCCAGCAGUCAGUGAUGAAGACAUUCCUCGAGAUCGAGUGUAUGGCUCUUGACAUCUGCAUCUCUGGUGAGGACCUGUACAAAGAUCCUGAGGGCAUGCCACUGGCCUGUGUCGAGCCAAAUGUUGUUGCGCCAAACGCGACCUGCCGUCCUUCAUCUGCGUUUGACUGCAUGCGCUCAUUCCAUUUGGUGGCUGAUAAUCCUUUUGUGAAGAACAAGGAGAAAGUUGUUUGUCUAGCCUAUUCCAGGAUGGUUCAAUGCGUGUAUGACCACAUGUUUGGCUGCAAUGACAUCCAGAAGAAAAUAUUGACAACUGCUCUCAACAUGAAAGUGAUCCCGUAUAAAUGCCCAACUAGACUUGCGGACCCAUGUGUGGAAAUUCCUGAUUGCGGGGCAAAGAAAGCACAGGCAUGCAUAGAUUUGUUCAACCAGAAGCUAAACCAGUAUAGAGAGGAGGAUAUGGUGUGCAGUGAAAUUGACAAGGUUGAAGUGUGCAUCAAUGAAAGUAUAGUGCAUUGUUCCAAAUCAGCUGUGAGCAAACUAGAUGCAGAUUUCAAACUACUGGUGACAAAAGCAAACGCAAAAUGUGGUGACGAUUUCUAUGUGUGUGCAAACAAGUAUAUCUCUUUAACACGUGACAUACUGGCUUGGAAAAAGUGUGCAGAGACAACAACUGACUCAAAGGAGACUGGCUCAAAGGAGACUAAGAAGACCAAUAAGACACCCGAGAUGACAUUGGAUCGCGCCGCGCUUAGAGUGCUAUGUACACAGUGGAUGCAAUCUUGGAUGUGCAUGCAGGGAAAGUGGGACAUUCUGUCGAAAUCGGUCAAAACUCAUGUUGUUUCCAUGUUCACCAGUCACCAUUCUAUUGUCAUGAACAUAUGCAAUGGAUGGAAGCCAGGUUAUUGCCCUGUGGAUACCAAGAAAUCGUCAAUUGAACGCACCUGUGAGACCGAUGAUGAAUGCAGCACGACAAAGAAAUGCUGUGUUAAAGGAACAGGAACCUUGUGCACUACUCCCAAGGAUGAUGAUUGCACUUGCUAUUCCAAGUUUGCAGACUUUUCUCAGCAGGCCAUGCGACUGACCUACAUGUUGUACAAGGAGGAUGAUAAAGGAAUGCAGUUCUGCAUCCUCUACGCCCAGUUGGAAGUCAGUAUGCAGGGAUUCCUGAAACUGAGGCAAAGUUGUCCAGCGGAGUAUUUUACCUACGUCACUGCCAUAUGGAGUCAAAUCACUGGUUCUUAUGCUCUGUUCUGCAAUGUCCCUACCGAACCGCCCAGUGUGUGUAGAGAGACGGACGCAGAGGCCUGCCUGGCUGCCUUUGAAGUCAUUCAGGCAAAGAAUACAAACAUGGACACCUUGUGCACUGAAUACAACAAACUCACACUGUGCAUCGAACCAGUUCUGACGCAGUGCAAAGCUAACGUCACUAAGGAAAAUGAAGUGAUUGUUCGCUACAGAGCAAGACUUAAGAAAAUCCAGGAUUCCUUGAUCUGUUUUAAAUGGCCAACAGUGAUGUGUGAGGUGAAGGAUUCCAACAUUCUUCUCCAUGAGGGGAAGAUUCGCGAGCAGCAGCUAGGCUUCCGAUUAGCAAGUGACCCUGAGAAGGACUGCAGCAAUGCCAAGUGCUCUAUCAAACUGCGCUUCCAGGUUAUUGAAGACAAAAAGAAUCAACCAAAAUGUUCCAAUGGCCUCGGUAUCCAGCAGAUUCUAGUAGAUCGUGUCUGCGACAUGGAUUUCAACAGCUCCAACUGGGCCAAGACUCAAACUGUAUCCCUCACAGCGCGUCUAGAUCUUAAGAAAGACAACAAGUUUGCUGGAAAACUCAAAGUCAUGGCGACCUUGGUCAGGAAUGGUGUGGCCUCACAGUCGCAGGAGGCUUGCCAGUACAAUGUUGUGGUCAUAGAUACUGAUGACUCAUCAAUCUGUCAAACAACCAACGAUCCUCACCUGAAAACAUUUGAUGGAAAUUAUUAUAACAAUCACCUGCAAGGUGAAUUUACUAUGGUGAAGAAUGCGGAUCUGGACUAUGAGGUUCGUGUGAUGUUCAAGAAAUGCACAGACAACACAAAAGGACCUUCUUGUAACUGUGGAGUCAGUGUACGAGUUGGGGACGAUACAUACGUACAUAAUCAGUGCUUUGAUGGGGAUCGCAAACAGGAUGUGGAGAACCGAAAACCCAAGAUCUGGAACAACGGGGAGAUAUCAAAGGGACUGAGGAUAGUGACGUUUAAUGAUGGGAAGGACACAAAUCUCUACCUGCCAUAUGGUCAAGUUGUGAAUGUCAAAACAAGUUACAGUGGAUUCAUCAACAUAUUUGUCUCUCCGUCCCCAGCUGAUAAGGGGAAUACUGAAGGGCUAUGUGGCAAUUAUGAUGGAAACGAGAAAAAUGAUUGGAUAGGACCAGACGGAACUUUAUAUAAAGAUGUGGACAAGUUUAAUAAGGCCUGGCAGUCGCCUGUCAAUGAUUUCCUGUUUGAGGGUGUACUUGCAAAUCCCGGACUCCCCAGUAUUGGCAGCUUCUGCUUGUAUAACGACGUUAACCAACAGUGCUCAUGUAACGCUGUCAAUUUACUGGAGACCUGCGAAUUUCAGAAAGGUAUCGAUGUAACAACCACUCUCAAACGUGUGGUGGUGGUGGAAGCCAAUCGUAAGAAGCGUGCAGUGGGGGACCCAUUUGCUGCCCUUGGCAUAGACGUGAAUGCACCACCAAUUGAGGCUAAAACGUUCCCCACGGCCAGUGGGAUCACUCUUGAGCAGGCUAAUACAACAUGUUACAACGCAUUGACCGGUGCAGGGUUUGCUGCAGCAUGCGCCAGCCUUGUUCCACAAGCAGACAUCGACACCAAAAUCUCAAACUGCGUUGAAGAUAUCUUGUAUGUAGACGACCUAAACACCCCAUUCAUCCAGGCCGCUGUUGAAGCCUUCAUGGACCAGUGUCAGAGCGUGGCCAUACAGGAGACCAAUUCCUCCGUCGUCAACCAGAUACGGGACGUCGCCUGCCCCAACUCCUGCUCCGGACACGGGCAGUGUCAAAACUUGACCUGCACAUGUGAUGCUGGCUUCUCAGGGUCCGACUGCUCUGUGGACAUCAACGCGGCCCCAAGGUUGAAUCUGCUAGAUGACCCACAAUGCAUUUCCACCAUCAAGGACCAGUGCACUAACGUCAAUGUGCUGGGCUCUGGAUUUGUGGAAGGGGCCGUCUGUCAUUUGGAGACUGUGAAGAUCACCGAAAAGGGUGUAAACAAGACCAACAGCAAAGUAACCAAUGUUCGCGCAACCUGGCUGAGUUUUGAGGAGGUCACAUGCACAAUGUCCCAGGCAGAUGGUCUCCCACUGCAUGCUGUCCUUGUUUCCGUAAGCAACAAUGGUCAGGUGACCAGUCAGAGUGCCCAGCAGCUAUUUUUAGCACACAAUCCCAUCUGCUUUGAUUGCCGUCUGGAUGCAAACAACACUAAAGACGGAACUUGCAAGAAAGAGACGGCAAGCUGCUAUGUGGAUGGUGUCUGCUACAAACCACUUGAACCAAAGAUUAGCAAUCCCUGCUACAUUUGCGAUGUCUACACACAACAAAUGAUCUACCACGUUUCUGCAAAUUGUCCGAUGCUAACUACCCAAUCAUCCGUGAAUGCAGCAGCACAGGAGAUGAACGACACGCUUGUGAUUGGUCUAUCUGCCGGAGUGUCGACCUUCGUCUUCAUACUGCUGGUUAUUGUUGUGGCAAUUGUUGUUUUCAGACACAUAAUGCACAAGAAAAAAUCAUCGGAAAGAAAGAAACUGGCAAAACGGUCUCCAAGCCUGUCAGACAGCGGUGCAGACGGCCACUUCCAGGAAGUCAUGUUUGCCGCGCCCAAUCCAGCGUAUAGUUACUUUGUGGAGCAGAUACCACAGCGCCACCACUCCAAGCGCAGCGACCCUACGAGAGAAACUUACCCACAGCAAAACGGACGUGAACGGCAGAACGGUCAGCAAAAGGAUGGGAAACGUCCUAGGCAGCGCCGUGAUGAUGGUGAACGCGAGGACUUUGUGGACUUCAGUAGAAACACUUAUUCGUAAAUUUGUUCUGCAUUAAAUUUUCCUAUGUUAGAUUGGGUUGUUUCUACAUAUCAGGCCUCAUUAUGUUUCAUAAAACUAAAUACCAGAAUGAUUCCAUAAUUUUGCUUUUGAAGUGUCAUCAUACACCGUAUUUAAUGUUGAUAAGUGAAAGUGUGUCAAUAUCAGCAAAAAAUCUUCAUAAAUUGAUAGAGCCUGAUGUUUUCGUAAGUGUUUUUUCUCUAAUUGUUUUAAAAUCAAUCAACAAAGCAAGAGACUAAAAGUAGACUGCUGCUGCGCCUGUCUGUGUUCCUAAAUUCGAGUACUUCAAGUAAUUCAGUUGGAUAACACAAGCAUAUAUAAUCAUUUUCCACUAACAUGUUAACCAAUAAUUGGUCUCCUCAAUUUUUGGGUGACAAGUAUUUACUGAUCACUUCUUUUGAAAAACAUUUAUAACAUAAAUUUAUAGCAUGAAAGUUUCUUGGAUUAUAUUUGAAAAUAUGAUAUACAUUUAAAUAUUGUACAUAGCAAUGUAAUCAGAGUCACUGUUAGAAAAUGCUAUAGUCUUUGCUGAAAUUUCUUUUCUGUUUGUUAUCUUAUGUUAACUGUUAUUGAUUUAUUGUUUGCUUACAUUUACCUGGUUAUCAAAGUCCGAUGUGCAUGAAUCAUAGAGAUUAACCCAUUUAUGCCCAGUGGACUCUCCCAUCCUUUUAAAUUGGAUCAAUUUAUUUCCAAAAUUAGGGAUGUCAAGUUUAUUUAUUUCUAUAUUUAGAAUAUUUCAUAAAGAAAUUUAUUUUAAGCAAAGAGAACAGACCCAGAUGAGACGCCGCAUUAUGCGGCGUCUCAUCUGGGUCUACGCUGUUUGCAAUGUCCUUUUUUCAGGACGCUAGGCAUAAAUGGGUUAAUGACUUCUUGUGAUAGUUGUAUUCAUUCAAUCUUUGCUUUAAAUAUUCCACUUUCCUAAUUAAGUUCUAGUUUAGGUAUAAUAUGUUUAAGUUCUGUUAUUGGUUUUGUUUUUUCUCUGUACUUAAUAUAAGUUGUGUUUUUUUAUUACUAUAUGCGUUAUUUCUGUCCAUUAUAUCCAUUUGUUUAAGCUAUUUAAUAACAUUUCUUUUGUUAUUGUAACGUUUAAUUAGUGGAUGAUUUUUUUUAUAUAUAAUUGAACUUAAAUGUUUACUUCAAAACGUGUUAAUGAUCUGCAAUACACCUGGUAUUGCUCAAAACUUGUUAAGUGUAGGCAUUAAAAAAGUGUUACACUCGUUUGAUACAAUAUUAUAGAAAACUAUUGCUCAUAAUUGAUAAUGAGAUUUCUAUUGCUAUUGCAGUAAAAAACAACAACGGUUGCUGUCUUGCAAUAAACUUCCUUCUUGUUAACCCAAACCUUAAAUAAUUAUUAAAUAUCAACCAUAA
This is a messenger RNA of Dreissena polymorpha, 18003 nucleotides long. RefSeq lists its product as uncharacterized. Gene Ontology annotation, molecular function: serine-type endopeptidase inhibitor activity; protein binding. Gene Ontology annotation, cellular component: extracellular region. The coding region runs from base 190 to 16617 and encodes 5475 amino acids. The transcript has 93 exons. The record is from RefSeq and is a predicted model, not a curated record. Lineage: Eukaryota; Metazoa; Mollusca; Bivalvia; Myida; Dreissenidae.